GGUCUGGCGCUUGCGCAGUGGGGGUCUACAGCUGGACCGUGGAGGGGCGAGUUUGCCGGUGGUUUGGAGCCCCGCGGGCACUCCGGCGACCAACAUGGCACAGAUUCUGCCUAUCCGCUUCCAGGAGCACCUGCAGCUCCAGAACCAAGGAGUGAAUCCUGCUAACAUUGGGUUCAGCACCCUGACCAUGGAAUCAGACAAGUUCAUCUGCAUCAGGGAGAAGGUGGGAGACCAGGCACAAGUAGUUGUCAUUGAUCUGAAUGACCCAACAAAUCCAAUCCGGCGUCCCAUAUCUGCAGACAGUGUCAUCAUGAAUCCAGCCAGCAAAGUGAUUGCUCUGAAAGCUGGGAAAACGCUUCAGAUAUUUAACAUAGAAAUGAAGAGCAAAGUGAAAGCCCACACCAUGGUUGAAGAAGUAACCUUCUGGAAGUGGGUCUCUUUGAACACUGUUGCCCUGGUAACUGAGACUGCAGUGUUCCAUUGGAGCAUGGAAGGUGACUCCCACCCACAGAAAAUGUUCGACAGACACGCCAGCUUGGCGGGUUGUCAAAUUAUUAACUACCGGACAGACCUUCAACAGAAGUGGCUGCUUCUAAUCGGAAUCUCAGCACAGCAAAACCGAGUAGUAGGUGCAAUGCAGUUGUACUCUGUGGACCGAAAGGUAUCACAGCCAAUUGAGGGCCAUGCUGCGGCUUUCGCUGACUUCAAACUGGAAGAGAAUCGUACACCGUCCACACUCUUCUGCUUUGCAGUUCGCAGUCAGGCUGGAGGGAAGUUGCAUAUAAUUGAAGUAGGCCAGCCUCCUUCUGGAAAUCAGCCGUUCACGAAGAGAGCAGUCGAUGUGUUCUUCCCUCCUGAAGCUCAGACUGACUUCCCCGUGGCAAUGCAGAUCGGAGCCAAAUAUGGUGUUAUAUACCUGAUUACAAAAUAUGGCUACAUUCACUUGUAUGACCUGGAGUCUGGCGCUUGUAUCUACAUGAACCGCAUUAGUGCUGAGACCAUCUUUGUGACUGCUCCCCAUGAGCCUACUUCUGGCAUAAUUGGAGUCAAUAAAAAAGGACAGGUUCUUUCUGUGUGUGUGGAGGAAGAAAACAUUGUUAAUUAUACCACGAAUGUGCUCCAAAACCCUGACCUAGCUUUGCGUAUGGCUGUGAGAAGCAAUCUCGCCGGUGCCGAGGAGCUCUUUGCUCGGAAGUUUAAUAACUUGUUUGCACAAGGGAAUUAUGCUGAAGCUGCUAAAGUGGCUGCGUCUGCACCAAAGGGUAUCCUGCGGACUCCAGACACUAUUCGGAAGUUCCAGACUGUCCCAGCCCAGCCAGGACAAGCUUCCCCUCUCCUCCAGUAUUUUGGAAUCCUUCUUGAUCAGGGACAGUUAAACAAAUACGAAUCACUGGAGCUUUGCCGACCUGUCUUGCAGCAAGGGCGCAAGCAACUGCUUGAGAAGUGGCUAAAGGAAGACAAGCUUGAGUGUUCAGAGGAGCUUGGGGACUUGGUGAAGACAGCAGAUCCCACACUUGCUUUAAGCGUCUAUCUGCGAGCCAGUGUGCCAAAUAAAGUCAUCCAAUGUUUUGCGGAGACUGGACAAUUUCAGAAAAUUGUACUUUAUGCAAAAAAGGUUGGUUACACUCCAGACUGGGUCUUCCUGCUGAGAAAUGUAAUGCGGGUGAGCCCAGACCAGGGACUUCAGUUUGCACAGAUGCUUGUCCAGGAUGAAGAACCUUUGGCUAAUAUCAAUCAGAUUGUGGAUGUUUUUAUGGAGAAUAACCUGAUCCAACAGUGUACUUCAUUCCUUUUGGAUGCUCUGAAGAACAAUAGACCACCUGAAGGUCACUUGCAGACUCGCCUACUUGAAAUGAACCUGAUUCAUGCACCACAGGUUGCUGAUGCAAUUCUCGGAAAUCAAAUGUUCACCCACUAUGAUCGGGCCCAUAUUGCCCAACUGUGUGAGAAGGCGGGCUUGCUGCAGAGAGCCUUGGAGCAUUAUACAGAUCUAUAUGAUAUUAAACGAGCCGUUGUCCACACUCAUCUGCUAAACCCUGAGUGGCUUGUGAACUACUUUGGUGCACUGUCAGUAGAAGAUUCUCUUGAGUGCUUGCGUGCCAUGUUGUCGGCAAACAUCCGCCAGAAUCUACAGCUCUGCGUGCAAGUCGCAUCAAAGUACCACGAGCAGCUUGGCACACAGUCACUGGUAGAGCUCUUUGAAUCCUUUAAAAGUUAUGAAGGAUUAUUUUACUUCCUUGGAUCCAUUGUGAAUUUCAGCCAAGAACCAGAUGUCCAUUUUAAGUACAUUCAGGCGGCCUGCAAAACUGGGCAGAUCAAGGAAGUUGAACGUAUAUGUCGUGAGAGCAACUGUUAUGAUUCAGAACGUGUGAAAAACUUCCUGAAGGAAGCCAAGUUAACCGAUCAGCUUCCGCUGAUCAUUGUCUGUGACCGAUUUGACUUUGUGCACGACCUUGUUCUGUACUUGUAUCGCAACAACCUGCAGAAAUAUAUUGAGAUUUAUGUUCAGAAGGUGAAUCCAAGCAGGCUUCCAGUGGUGAUAGGCGGACUACUCGACGUUGAUUGCUCUGAAGAAGUUAUAAAAAAUCUCAUCACUGUUGUACGUGGUCAGUUUUCAACUGAUGAACUUGUGGGUGAAGUGGAGAAAAGGAACAGAUUAAAAUUGCUGCUCCCCUGGCUGGAAGCUAGAAUCCAUGAAGGUUGUGAGGAACCAGCAACCCAUAAUGCGUUGGCUAAAAUUUACAUUGAUAGCAAUAACAACCCCGAGCGUUUCCUGCGUGAAAAUCCUUAUUAUGACAGUUCUGUCGUUGGAAAAUAUUGUGAGAAGAGAGAUCCACACUUAGCCUGUGUUGCUUAUGAAAGAGGCCAGUGUGACCUGGAUUUGAUCAAGGUUUGCAAUGAGAAUUCCUUGUUUAAGAGUGAGGCUCGGUACCUUGUGCGUAGAAAAGACCCUGAACUUUGGGCCAGUGUCCUUGAAGAAAAUAAUCCUUUUAGACGCCAGCUGAUUGACCAGGUUGUACAAACGGCCCUCUCUGAAACCCAGGACCCAGAGGAAGUAUCUGUUACUGUGAAGGCUUUUAUGACUGCUGACCUUCCCAAUGAGCUGAUUGAACUGCUGGAGAAGAUAGUCUUGGAUAACAAUGUCUUUAGUGAACACAGGAAUCUACAGAACCUACUGAUCCUUACUGCCAUUAAAGCUGACCGCACCCGUGUCAUGGAGUACAUUAAUCGUCUGGAUAACUACGAUGCUCCCGACAUUGCCAACAUUGCCAUCAGCAAUGAACUUUUCGAAGAGGCUUUUGCAAUCUUUCGAAAGUUUGAUGUGAACACUUCAGCAGUACAGGUUCUGAUUGAGCACAUUGGGAAUCUUGAUCGUGCGUAUGAGUUUGCAGAACGUUGCAAUGAGCCAGCUGUCUGGAGUCAGUUGGCAAGAGCACAGCUGCAGAAGGACCUGGUUAAAGAAGCCAUCGAUUCCUACAUCAAGGCUGAUGACCCAUCUGCCUACAUGGAGGUUGUGAAAGCCGCCAACAAGAACAAUAACUGGGAAGACCUGGUGAAGUUUCUGCAAAUGGCCAGAAAGAAAGCCAAGGAGUCAUACGUGGAGACUGAGCUGAUAUUUGCUCUGGCAAAGACUAACCGCCUGUCAGAGUUAGAGGAGUUUGUUAAUGGACCUAACAAUGCCCAUAUUCAACAGGUUGGUGACCGCUGCUAUGACGAUGGCAUGUAUGAUGCAGCCAAGUUACUUUACAAUAAUGUUUCCAACUUCGCUCGCUUGGCUUCUACCUUGGUGCAUUUGGGAGAGUACCAGGCUGCAGUGGACAGUGCUCGAAAAGCCAACAGCACCAGGACGUGGAAGGAGGUUUGCUUUGCCUGCGUGGAUGGGCAGGAAUUCCGCCUGGCCCAGAUAUGUGGUCUGCACAUCGUUAUCCAUGCAGAUGAGCUCGAGGAGUUGAUCAGUUACUACCAGGAUCGGGGAUACUUUGAAGAACUAAUUGCCCUCUUGGAAGCAGCAUUGGGCUUGGAACGAGCUCAUAUGGGGAUGUUUACCGAGCUGGCAAUCCUAUACUCCAAAUUUAAGCCUCAAAAGAUGCGAGAACAUUUGGAACUCUUCUGGUCCAGAGUUAAUAUUCCAAAGGUUCUGCGAGCUGCUGAGCAGGCCCAUCUGUGGGCUGAGCUGGUCUUCCUGUAUGAUAAAUACGAAGAGUAUGACAAUGCUGUCAUCACCAUGAUGAAUCACCCCACAGAUGCCUGGAAGGAAGGACAGUACAAAGAUAUUAUAGCAAAGGUUGCCAAUGUGGAGUUGUAUUAUAAGGCCCUACAGUUCUAUUUGGACUUCAAGCCACUGUUAAUCAAUGAUCUCCUGAUGGUAUUGUCACCACGCUUGGACCAUACCAGGGCAGUCACCUUUUUCAGCAAGGUGGGCCAGUUGCCGCUGAUUAAGCCAUACUUAAGAUCAGUUCAGAAUCACAAUAAUAAGUCAGUGAAUGAAGCGCUGAAUAACCUGCUUACCGAAGAGGAGGAUUACCAGGGUUUGCGUACAUCCAUUGAUGCAUACGAUAACUUUGACAACAUCAGCCUUGCUCAGCGCCUAGAAAAGCAUGAGCUAAUUGAAUUUAGGCGCAUCGCUGCUUAUCUCUACAAAGGUAACAAUCGCUGGAAGCAGAGUGUGGAGCUGUGUAAAAAGGACCGUCUAUACAAGGAUGCAAUGCAAUAUGCAGCAGAGUCCAAGGACACAGAGCUCUCCGAGAAGCUGUUACAGUGGUUUCUGGAAGAGGGCAAACAAGAAUGCUUUGCCUCUUGUCUGUUCACAUGCUAUGAUCUGUUACGGCCAGACGUGGUUCUUGAGCUCUCAUGGAGGCAUAACAUUAUGGACUUUGCGAUGCCAUACUUUAUUCAAGUUAUGAGAGAAUACCUCAGCAAAGUUGAUGAAAUAAUGGAAAAGGUGGACAAACUUGAUGCUUUAGAUAGCUUAAGGAAAGAUGAAGAGCAAGUAACUGAACCAGCUCCACUAGUAUUUGGUCAGCAGUUAAUGUUGACAGCCGGCCCCACUCCAGUACCCCCUCAGCCUGCCUACGCCUAUGGUUACCCGACUGGCUACAGCCAGCCCGCUUACGGCUUCAACAUGUAGACGACUGCGCCAGCUUCGCCGCUGCUACCCCGAAUCCAUGAAAAGCAUACUACAACCUCAUUAAGAGCACAGGCACCCAGCUGAAACAGCACCUCAACUGCACGAGGAUUUACAAAACGGACUGCUAUUACUGUUAUUUAUUACAUUGUUAAAUUUCAACUUUAAAGUGUAGCUUUUUUUAAAAUUAGUAAAUACAAUCUGAGAGGCACUGAUUAGAAAUUAAAGCGAGUAUUAGCUAGUUAAUGGAAUCUGGUAAUAACAGCAUCCUGUAAGUCAUCUUUCCAGUUUGACACUGGUUUAGUGCAAUGUGAACUGUAUUCUUUAUACAGUUCACCCUCAAGGUACUGAGGAGAAGACAUUACAGAAGGCAGCAUUUCUUCCCUGGAUUUUAAGCUUGAGGAAUCAUUUUUUAUUGCCAGUAUCUGCAUGUUGCCAAGUAUUUAAUAUUUUGCUGAAAGUGAAUGCAAAAUAAUUUUUUCUUUUGCAUUCUUUAGCACUGAAUAUUGCGUUUGGCCUGGAGGGUUCCGACUUGGACAGAUGGAGCACUGUUCCAUAUCAGUUUGGGUCUUCCAUGCCAAAAAAGCUGUGUGCCACUCAUUGUUUAACUGAGGGAAACCCCCACUAUGCCUGAUGUGGAACAAAGCCUUGUUGCUAAUCAUGAGUAUCACUGGAUAAGUUGAAUGACAACAAUGUUUAGUUGAAGCCUCGAUUCUGUUGGAUUCCCAAAUUCAGAAGGAGGCCCAUCUCUUGUCUUUAUUGAACAAGUAUUUUGGGGAGCGUGCCACAGCGAUGUUAACAAUCUACUUCACCCCAGAAUGUAAUGCUAGUCAGGAUGGUAAGAUGCCUUUACCAUGGGGGAAACUGCUGUUAACGUAAGCUUCGAUAUCAAAGGCAUUGUGAAUAUUACUUUGCAUAACUGUACAAAUUUAUUGGUUGGCAAGUUUAAAAAUGUGUAUUUGACUCUUCCUGCUGCCUCAUGACAUGCCACCAGAGGGAAAAAUAAAAGUUUACACAUGUA
Mobula hypostoma (lesser devil ray) is the source of this 6146-nucleotide messenger RNA. RefSeq names its product clathrin, heavy chain-like 1 (gene cltcl1). Gene Ontology annotation, cellular component: clathrin coat of coated pit; extracellular exosome; clathrin coat of trans-Golgi network vesicle. Lineage: Eukaryota; Metazoa; Chordata; Chondrichthyes; Myliobatiformes; Myliobatidae. The record is from RefSeq and is a predicted model, not a curated record. Gene Ontology annotation, biological process: intracellular protein transport; receptor-mediated endocytosis. Gene Ontology annotation, molecular function: clathrin light chain binding; structural molecule activity. The transcript is spliced from 33 exons. Bases 95 to 5128 code for a protein of 1677 amino acids.